This is a messenger RNA of Colletotrichum lupini, 1485 nucleotides long. RefSeq lists its product as uncharacterized. The record is from RefSeq and is a predicted model, not a curated record. Bases 1 to 1485 code for a protein of 494 amino acids. The transcript is spliced from 4 exons. Gene Ontology annotation, molecular function: oxidoreductase activity; FAD binding. Lineage: Eukaryota; Fungi; Ascomycota; Sordariomycetes; Glomerellales; Glomerellaceae.
AUGGCCCGCCACGCGAUCUUUCAAGCCCUACCGGCUCUUUUGGCCUUCAUCCAGACGGCAUCAAGCACGCCCCUGACUUUCUCAACAUUGUAUCCUCGCAACGAUUCUCAAAUCGUAUGGCCGACGGAAGUUUCUAGCCUGGUACACGAUAAGUCCUGGGCUAGCUUCGGCGAAAAGACGACGCGUUGGUCGUCCUACAAGUCUCCUACCUUUGAUGAGGUUUUCCUUCCCGAAACUGAGGAACAGCUCUCCCUUGCUCUUGAGUACAUGUCCGGUAACAACAUGACCUGGCUGGCCAAGUCUGGAGGUCACGGAUAUGCUCCGUCUCUCCACGCCAUCCAAGACGCCGUCUUGAUAAAUUUGGAGAACUUCAAUUACGUCAAGCUGCAAGACGACAACACAGCGGUCGUGGGGACUGGUGUCCGUUUCAGCGAUCUCAUCGACACCGUAGCGGCCGCUGGGCGAGAACUAAGCGCUAUGUUGGGCGGUGGCCUCGGUCGCCUUCAGGGCCUGCACGGCUUGACUAGCGAUGCCCUCCGCAAGGUCCGCUUGGCUCUGUGGAACGGAACCAUCAUUGAGGCUUCCAACAACGUCAACCCCGAUCUUUUCUGGGGAAUCAGGGGGUCUGGCCAAAACUACGGCAUCGUCAUUGAGUCGACGUACGAGACCUGGCCGGCGACGAAUGGAGGAAAGCACUACAGUGCGGACCUCGUCUUCACCAAGGACUCCGUGCAACGUGUAAUGGAGAUCACCAAUGAACUGACCGCGGGAGGUCUGGAUGAAAAGUUGGCCGUCCUCAUGUUCUUCGCAUUGGAUGCUACGACAUCUCAGAUCACCGUCAUAGUCAACCUGGUCUACUCUGGACCGGAGGAAGAGGGCAGAAAGUAUACCGAACGCUUCUCUUCCUUCAGCGUCGAUCUCCAAGAGAACAUGCUGGGCUGGGAAGAGCUGCCCACGAAGACGGUCCAUGGUCUCAUCCCUCAAUCUUGCGCGACUGGACCGCGAUACAACCUGCGCGCCCUCAACACCAAGGUCCUCAACCCAGCUACCUGGGUCAGCUUCACCGACGCAUUUGAGACGUUCCUAGUAGCGAACCCUCUCGCUGCCGGCUCGGCCAUGAUGAUCGAGACCUUCCCCGUGCAGGGAGUCAAGGCGCUUGCCGAUGACUACUCGGCUUUCCCCCAUCGCGACCACUUUGAGAACGUGAUUGAGUCUAUUGGCUCGUACACGGACGACUCUGUUGCCGACGCUGUGAACAACUUCUUCGCGGAGUGGCGCGAUAAGUUUGCCGAGCCUAGCUCUUCGGGCUACGACAAGCUCUACGUUUACCAGAACUAUGCCAACGAGGACGAGCCUCUGUCAGCUCUGUACGGAUACAAUGAGUGGCGUCAUGAGCGUUUGACGAGCUUGAAGAACAAGUUCGAUCCUCGUGGCUUCUUCAACGGAUACCACCCAGUUCCUUCUAACGUUGCGGGCUGGAGCUAG